Perkinsus marinus ATCC 50983 is the source of this 156-nucleotide messenger RNA. RefSeq lists its product as hypothetical. Bases 1 to 156 code for a protein of 51 amino acids. The record is from RefSeq and is a predicted model, not a curated record. The transcript has a single exon. NCBI's taxonomy places the organism in Eukaryota, Perkinsozoa, Perkinsida, Perkinsidae.
AUGCCUGGCACUGGAGGGUCCUCAAGGGAGAAGGAUGGUUCGAUGACAGAAGGUCUCGAGUGCAGCAGCAUGUUCCGUCCUGAUACUGAUGGCGUUCCUACCCUGCUUAGCGUCUUGAUCGCUACCUUGAGGCCGGCUUGCUCCCAACCCAGAUGA